AUGGCGUUCGCUGCGCGGAGGAGCCUCGCCUCCCGCUUCUCCCACCACCUCACCCGCCGCCUCCACCCAUCCGUCCCGCAUCUGCUCUCCCGCUCCAACGACGAUGACCCCCCAUCUCAGCCACUGCCACCGCCACUGCCACUCCCGUCACUCCGCUCCCCGCUCCCACCCGCUUCCAGAGCGGCCCAAGCCCUACACCACCUCUUCCCCUUCUCCCUCCACCACUCGGGGCUACCCCGCCGUAGCUUCUCCUCCUCCGCCCCUGCCCCGGACCCACCCGGAGAGGUUGAUGCUGCUGCGAGCGUCCUUGUCGACGCCGUGGCUUCGUCGGCGCCAGCGCCGUUCCCGGGGGAGGUGGCAGCCGCCGCCGCCGACUCCUUCUUCCCCUUCGCCGCGCUGCAGCACCUCAUUGAUACCAUACAUACCUUCACCGGGCUCAACUGGUGGGCUUCUAUCGCGUUAACGACGGUGCUGAUCCGGACCGCGGUGAUACCAUUCGCGGUUAGCCAGCAGAAGUCCAGCGAGAUGAUACAGGCAAUGCAACCAGAGAUGGAUGCCAUUAGGGGUGCAGUGGAUCGUACGGAUCCGAAAUCAGUGCUAGAGGGGAAAUAUAAAAUGACCGCACUCUUUCGGAACUAUGGUGUUACUCCAUAUGCUCCAUUAAAAGGACUCAUAAUCCGAUCGCCAAUGUUCAUGAUCUUUUUCUUUGCUAUAAAUAACAUGGUUGAGAAAGUCCCUUCGUUGAAAGGAGGUGGAGUAUUUUGGUUUACUGAUCUGACAACCCCGGAUCCUCUUUACAUCCUCCCUGUGUUAACAUCACUGACCUUCUUGGCUACAGUGGAGCUCAACUUGCAGUGUGGAAUAGUGGGCCAUCCUUCUGUUGCCAGUAUUAUGAAGAUGUUUAAUAGAGGAGUGGGACUCAUGAUAGUCCCAUUCACAAUGAAUUUUGCCAAGGGAUUUUUCUUUUACUGGAUCACGGCAAACUUGUUCACACUUGUAUAUGGUAUUGUUAUGCGUCGACCCGCUGUGAGGAAGUUGUUUAAUUUUCCUGCUUUGGAAGCUCAGUCUGCACCUGCACUGAAUUCAGCCUUGGAUAUGUUUGGUGGAUCCAAGGCAGUACCUUCAGCAAAGCCAUCUUUAUCACUCACGGAAUUGGAGGAAAUAAGACACGAACUAGCAUACAUGGCCGCCCAGCCCAGAGGAUCGCCGGAGUGGAGGAAAUUGAUGGCACUCUAUAAGCAUUGUUCUUCGGGUAUUGCUGAUGCUGCAGCUCUUGGGUAUCGGGCAAAAAAAAUUGAAAAGAAGGAGAAAUCUAGAGGCAAAUCUCGAAAGGGCAGGUAA
This is a messenger RNA of Triticum turgidum subsp. durum (durum wheat), 1341 nucleotides long. The record is from the annotation of a GenBank genome assembly. NCBI's taxonomy places the organism in Eukaryota, Viridiplantae, Streptophyta, Magnoliopsida, Poales, Poaceae.